This is a messenger RNA of Trichoderma virens Gv29-8, 1050 nucleotides long. RefSeq lists its product as uncharacterized. Lineage: Eukaryota; Fungi; Ascomycota; Sordariomycetes; Hypocreales; Hypocreaceae. The record is from RefSeq and is a predicted model, not a curated record. The coding region runs from base 1 to 873 and encodes 290 amino acids. The transcript has a single exon.
AUGCAUCUACCCAGCCUAUUGCUCCUCUGGCCUUUGGCCCUCCUAUGUCUGUCUGGCGUUCUCGCCAAUCAAGACUCUUCAAAGUACGAAUUGAUUUUGUACUGGCGCCUCAGGCAAUUCAUGAUCAACUCUGUCGGAGUAAAAGGAAACACCGUCGCACCGGAUUGCCCGAGCCCAUGCGACUUCAAAGCCUUCAUGCAAACACUCACCGUAAAAAGGAAAGGACCGACGCUAAAGAACCCAGAUGGCGUGACCAACCAAAAAGACGCCAAAGGGAGAGCACUCCAUCAGUAUUACCCGGAUUACGACAAAGACUUCACCGUUUUCACCGACAAGCUGUUUAGCGAUCCCGAGGCGGCUGUCAAGGCGCUUGACAAUGUUCAAUUCACCGGGCAAUUCAAGAAGGAAUCACAGUUCAAGGGCGCAAAGACCUUCGGUGAUAUCAUUUUAAGUGUCUCAGACGCCAUCAAGAAAUCCCAGGCAGCACUCGUCGCGGCCGGGAGGGACCCCAACGGCGGGUGGCUUAAGGAGAUCAGGAAUCUGGUCGGGAUCGCGGCCAAUGGGCGUCGCUAUAACCGGGCGACAGCAAUGACCGAGGAGUUCGAAAAAUGGCUUAAAGCAAAUGGACUCGAGGGUCUAGAGGUGAAAAAGACCGAUCCGAUUCAACGCGCGCCAUUUGUCUACCAGAAGAUAGAUCUUCAAGCGACAUAUGAUGAAGGUGUAAGGCGGGGCGUGAAAGGGAUAGAGGAUUGGGAAAUCAAGAUCAAGGUAUGGGCUGUGAUUCGGAACGCACAGGGCGCUGCUCUAGGCCAUGUUAGGUGUAUCCGUGGCCUUGACAAGAUUGCUAGGAUUCUGGACGCUAAAUGCAAGUAAACAGCUUGUCUACCCCGAAACGAGAGGUGGUUAUUGCUUUUCAAAUGGGCGUCUCCUCAAUUCAGCAGAAAAAUUAUAUUCAGCCUACAAAGAUACUUCAUCUUGGUUAAUACUUGCUUGAAAUGUAAUCUUCUUGCACCAAUAGUUGCUUCACUCCUUUAUCUGAGACCUGUUAUU